This is a messenger RNA of Ipomoea nil (Japanese morning glory), 2095 nucleotides long. Its product is annotated as UPF0496 protein At3g19330-like. The coding region runs from base 791 to 1912 and encodes 373 amino acids. Lineage: Eukaryota; Viridiplantae; Streptophyta; Magnoliopsida; Solanales; Convolvulaceae. The record is from RefSeq and is a predicted model, not a curated record. The transcript has 2 exons.
UGUAUUUGUGAUGGCUUGAGGUGAAAGUCCCAGUCUUGCCUAAAAAAGUUCCAAUUUUUUUUCUUUUUAACUUCAUUUUGGUAUUGGAAAUGGAAAAAGAGGAUUGUUUUGUAUGUUUCUUUUGUUGAUGCAAUGUUUUUCUGUUUUUUGGGUGCCGAGGUAAACUCUGUCUUAUGAUCCUAGUCGUUACUCGCCUUAUUAACAAAACACCAUAUAAUCAGUUUAGAUUGUAUGUAACUCGCACAGAGUCAAACUUAAAACUGUUUGGGGUUAGAUAAUUAGGUUGCCCAUGAAAUGUGUUUCUUGGAGUGAGGAGAAAGUUACAACCUUUGUUGUCGUUUUCCCAAUUCCCAUGUCUGAACCUGAAGGAAUAAAACUGAGCUCAUGUCUGAUUGGUUAUGUUUGGCUUUCUUGUCAAUGGAGGCUGUUUCUGAAGAGAUUGUUUAAUCUGAUUAUAGUAUUAUAUUCUACUUUUUACAUGUUUGGUAAGUUGCAACUUUUAUCCAUGGGUUAUUCACUGUCUACAAUCAUAAACUGCAAGCCAUGAUCAUAACAAGACUUGUUUCUGUUGGAAUUUGAUUUGUUUUUGCUUCCUAAGCUGUGGGCAUUUGAUCAAUUUGAUUGUUCAGAUGGGCAUUUUUGAAGCACCUUGCAUUCAGAAUAUGGAUAUAUGGCGAUUUCUUUACAUUUAGCAGCCUCUAUGGCUUAGAUUUCUGUAAAUUUUACAGUUUUCAAUAUGAACUAAUUACUAAUGAUCUCCAUUUGUACUUGAAUCAUAGGGCAAGACCAAAUGCUGCCCUGUCUCAGGCCGUCAUCAUCUACAACAACGACAAAUACCCAAUUUUCACAUUCAACCGUGGAUGGGAUUUCUGUGGCAAACACUCCGAGGUCGAGUAACCAAACGACUCCUUCUGUUGACCUCACUCGAGAAUAUAACCUUGCGAUUCAAACCUCUUCCUGUUGUGAGAUAUGGUCCAAGAUUCACUAUGAAGUCCCGUCUGAUGAGGAUGAAGUUGUUGUUAAUUUCCACGAUGAGCCACUGCAAGUAGAAGAGGUCCUUAAACCGAGUCGUGAAUGUGUUGAAGAAGCGUUUUCUCGUGUUAGACCUGACAACCUUAGCCAACUUGUCAUUAACUACUUUAACCAUAGUGAGCAUACUACUCAAUCCUGUCUGAGCCUUAUCCAAUGCAUCCACCGGGCUCGCCAAAUAUAUUCCCCCCUUCAUAAACUUAUCGAUAUAUUUCCCAUAGAUUUUGAGACUGCUACCAAUUCCUUAUCCCGGGCCCAAUGUGAUUGGGCGUUUGAUGCCUUUGUUCAGUUUGACAAACUAGACAAUCCCUUCCCAGGCCCCGACUCCUACAGCUUCGUUGAUAUGCAUGGCUGCUUCUCUCAGCUCAAGCAACAACUCGACAUUCGUCUUCAAAAGUCACGAUCAAAGGUACAACUUCUCCGUCGGGCCACCAAAGGGGCUGCCAUAUGUUUAACUAUAACUACUUUCGGAGUGGUCAUAUCUGCAAUUGUCAUAGCUACUCACGCUCUCGUUGCCUUGGUUGCCAUUCCCCUAUGCCCUCUUCUUUUUACUUCCAAGAUGACCAAGGAAGAACUGGUCCAUCUAGUGCAACUCGAUGAUGCCACGAGGGGGAUUUUUGUCCUUCACAGUCACCUAGAAACCAUUGAUUGCCUGGUUUCUCGUUUACAUAAUUCUGUGGCGGACUACAAGCGCCUUGUCCGGUUUGGCCUUGAAAGAGGCAAGGACAAUUAUCCCAUCCAGGAGGUCAUAUUGCAACUGCAAAAAAAACAUAACAAUUUCCUCGAUCAGUUGACAGGUCUCGAGGAACAUCUGUGCCUUUGUUUCGCUGCUAUUAACCGUGCUAGAUCUCUCCUCCUUUCUUAUUUCCAUCUUCACAUUUAACAGUUAGUCGCUCUCCACCUGUUUAUUUCGAUGAGUUUCUGUCAUUCUGAUGUUGAAAGAUGACACUGAACAGUUAUUCUUUCUCAGUGAUGGGAUCAUAUAUGUGACAUUUCGAAACAAUAGAUUCUGAGAAUAUAUGUGGUGUAAUGCAACGUUGUUUAUUCAUGAUUUUGUAUGUUCACA